Canariomyces notabilis is the source of this 1146-nucleotide messenger RNA. RefSeq lists its product as uncharacterized. Bases 182 to 862 code for a protein of 226 amino acids. The record is from RefSeq and is a predicted model, not a curated record. Lineage: Eukaryota; Fungi; Ascomycota; Sordariomycetes; Sordariales; Chaetomiaceae. The transcript has a single exon.
UAGUUGCUUGGAUCAUCAACUCACACCGCCAGGCAUAUAUGAUGACUCCAGUUUUAGCCUACCUAUUGUAGAGCAUCUACAUUGUAACAUACCAAUGUAUUCGUUCUAGUUCCAUGGGAACUAACAAUUUAGAACUAAUAUUCAAACCAACCAUCAGCCUCUAGCAUCAUCCAUCAACGCCAUGGCGGAAUCCAACGACUCACAUCCUAUCCCUGACCAACUCUACCACACGACCCUUACCGUGGUUGACUACCACCUCGACACAUCCGGCUCGACCCGAGACUUCUACGUCCUCGGCACACACACAACCGUCUCCGCUGCCAAAGCCUUCGCCCUCGGGGCCUUGAAAAGCCUAGGCUACCAACCAGACGACUUCGCCGAUUACACCACACGCCUCGACACCCCGCCAGAGUCAUGGACCCAUGGCGACGGGGUGAUGGUGUACGCCAAGGGGGCGGCAGGACAGGAACUCCUGGUCGGCCUAGACACAAAACCCAACACCGAAUCCCUCCCCGCCGGGCCCGACGACACUCCCCUACUCCCCGAAGACGCCGACCAGCUGUACUACGUCCUGCAGAACCGGACAGACUAUAACCAAGAUAAGAGCGGUGCAUAUCAGACGGCUGAAAUUGAAGGCUGUUAUGCGCAUCGCGAGGAUGCGAUUGCUGCGGCGAAGGGGGUGUUGGGGAUGGAUCGGGAGGAGUUUGCACAGUAUGAUGAAAGGGAGGAUGUGGAUGAUGAGACUGACGGGUGGCCGUUUGGUGACGAGGUGCUGGUGCAUGCCGUCGCGCAGACGGGGGAGAAUUAUACAGUUGCGGUGAAGACGGUGGUGGGAGCGCAUAGGAAGCAUGGGAAGGCGUAGAAAGGGGAUUGGGGAUGGAUCCAGCUGGAGGAGCGGAUGUUACUAGGUACCUAGGUAGUAUGACUGUGCUUCUACGGUAGUCUAGUAUUGGCCGGGUGUAUUGUGGAACUGUCAUGCUGGUAGUAUAUGUAUGCCUCCCUAGGAGUAAACGAUAUCUUCGUGUGAAUGGAACUGGAGAAUACCUAGCAUCGGGCGGUGGUGCUCCAUGAAACGGCAGUCUAUGUGAGCAGCCAGGAAAGAACUGCAGAGGGUAUCUAAGGUCAAUUCGUAGGUUAUGUGACGAA